AUGAACAUAAAAUACAAUAAAUAUAAUUUAGAUCCAAAUGUUGUAAAGUGUGGAGGCUGCUCUAAACCAGCCCAGUUGAGGCGUGGAGAUGGAAAAGUUGUUAGUGCUUACAGAGAAGUAGAGGAAGAUUAUGGAAUGCCUUCUCAUCAUCUAGUAGAUAAUGAUAAUCCGAGCGUUGAUGGGGUAAUGUUCAAUCCCCAGGCGAAAAGAGAAUGUUCCGAACGAGAACGCGAAGGUGAACGAUUAAUAGAGAAUAUGAAACUCGGAAAAUAUUUAGGGGGUUUAAGAGUGAAAAAAGAUAAUAACGACAACCAAGACAACUCUCCUAAAUCUAAUCCGGCAGCUUCGACUCCUCAACCGAUAACUAAUUCAAAUGACAAAAAUGAUAAUUCAGUAGGUUCGGUUAAUGCUCCUCCAUCUAGUUCAGAACCAAAAAACUCGUCUGAAAUUAAAAUCUCUCCAAAACCAGUUGGAGAGUCGAAAGAUAAUCCUAGAGAGAAGCUGCAGAAUGAAACUGAAAAAGGUAAUAACCAAACACCAGUCAUUAAUCUAAAAGAUAUUAAGAAAAUUAGUUUAGUAGGUGAUAAUUUGGUAAUUGAGUUUAAUCAGAGUGAAAAAAGGCAAACGGUAGUUUCUGAGCAGAUCACUAAUAACCAAGAACUUUCGGCAGUUAAGAAUUAUUUGAGGAAAAAUAACCAAACUAGUUUAAGUCAGCAAGAAUUAAACAAAAUUUUCAGUAAAGAAAAUAACCGGGUUGCAUCAACCAAAAAGUCCCCAGAGUUGAAUAAUGCUCUCUUAAUUGGAGGAGGGGUGACAGUAAAUAAUAUCCAAAAAAUCCAAAAACCGAUUGCCACAAUGAAAGUACAAAAUAACGAAAAGGUAUCAAGAAACAAAGAAGUUAUUAAAGAGGAGGAAUUUAUUGUCAAACCUAUUCAUCCUGGCACUAUAUUGAGAGAAGGGUUAUUAAUACCUCAAGAUAUUAGCCCCCAAGAACUAGCCCAGGCAAUUAAAGUUCCCAAAGAACAAAUUAAAUGA
Molecule: messenger RNA, 1035 nt
Organism: Funneliformis geosporum
Lineage: Eukaryota; Fungi; Glomeromycota; Glomeromycetes; Glomerales; Glomeraceae
Source: the annotation of a GenBank genome assembly